Coregonus sp. 'balchen' is the source of this 13320-nucleotide messenger RNA. The record is from the annotation of a GenBank genome assembly. Lineage: Eukaryota; Metazoa; Chordata; Actinopteri; Salmoniformes; Salmonidae.
AUGGUCUCCGGCGAGCUGUGCCUGGCAGCGGACAACGAAUUCUUGGCGAAUAAUAUGAAGGAGAUGAUUGGAGGUUGCUGCGUGUGCUCAGACGAGAGAGGCUGGGCAGAAAACCCUCUCGUAUACUGUGACGGUCACGGCUGCAAUGUUGCAGUCCAUCAAGGUAAACACCGGAUAAAAUCCAAAACAUUAAACAUGGAAUUUGCUUGACGAACAUCCGAUAACUAGCUCAGGCUAGCCUAGCGCGGUUGAUGGUCUGCCAGGAAGCUAGCUAGUAACGUUAGCUAGCUAAGCUAACUAAUUUUGUUAGCUACUAAGCAAGGUUAUAGCUAGUUAUUGUAACGUUAGCUAGUUCUAUCCAAUCGACUGUUUGCGCGUUUGUCAUGACCUACCUAGCUAGUUAGCCUUCCUAUCUAGUAGAUAUGGAGUUGGCUAAAGUAACUAGCUAACUAACGUUACCGUUAGAUAUCUAGCUAGGUAGUAUUUCUGUAGCUAGCAGCUUGUAACAGACUAAUGUGAUGCUCCAUUAACCGUGCUGAUAUGUACUGUUUGAUACAUGUUUGGCCGAAUCGAGAACGAAGAUAGUAUAGUAUUGCCAAGUUAAGGUUGGUUGAAAAUUCUGCUACGCCAAACAGUAACGUUACCUACCCUAUAAGGCUAUUGGACCAUCACAUUAACGUUAUCCCGUUACAAUCUGCUAGGAAGGAUUUAUGUAGUUGUCAACAUUGUCUGUGUAGCCUGGCUAUACAAUUCGUUGAAAUUGCAUUGCCUAGCGCUAACUAGAUAGCCAACGUUAGCAUGUUAGUUACUUUGUCUUACCACACUAACUAUAUCCGUAAUGAUAGCCCUCUAGUAAAUGACAUUAUUUCCCCAAUGUAUUGCUAGAUACGUUUUGUAAACAAUAGUGCCACGCGGUGAAGUAGUUAGCUAGCUACAGUAUGUUGUCAAAAUAUUAUUAGCUAGCUACUGAGUUUAACAGAACGAACCUGUGUACCUAGCUUGUCUGUAACACACUGAACCCAGGCACGACUGAUGUUUUUUCUGACCCAAACAACAAUGUCAACGUAACUCAGAUUCUGUUGACAGUCACAAUCAGAACUAGGUAUCCAUGCGACACAGUAAAUAUAGGUGAUUUUGGCUUUGUGAGACAGAAAAACUGCCCAGUAAUGAUAUUUUUAUUGUUGAUCGUUGUCAUGUGAUUGAAUAUCUGUCUUCAUUACAUUUUAGUCAUUUAGCAGACGCUCUUAUCCAGAGCGACUUACAGUUAGUGAGUACAUACAUUCAUUUUUUAUUUUUCAUACUGCCCCCCCCCCCCCCCGGGAAUCGAACCCACAACCCUGGCGUUGAAAACGCCAUGCCCUACCAACUGAGCUACAUCCUUGCUGGCCAUUCCCUCCCCUACCCUGGACGACGCUGGGCCAAUUGUGCGCCGCCCCCUUCAUACUCAUAUUUAGAUUUGAUUGGGAUCCCUAUUAGCUGACGCCAAUGGCAACAGCUAGUCUUCCUGGGGUACGACACAUACCGAAAAAUACAUUACAGACAAAAAUACAUACAUGAACUAAACCCACCUAUUUGUACAUGUUAUUAAACACAUCCUAUUCGUUUUACAUGUGAAUUAAUCAAUAGCCAAUCUACACACUGACGCCGUUGUAACAAUCGCUGACCCCUCUGUCCAACAUAACAAUACCCUUUUUAUCAUCAGUGGAUUAUCUCUGUUCAUUAAAGUGGAUUAUGUGAGUCAGUCAGAUGUGAGAUAAUCUGAGCGGACAGCAGAGGUAUCUGGAGUGUGCGAACACGAUUUAGUGCAUAUAGGGGAAAUACUCCCAUGGGCUUGGUGUAUAGGCUACAGGGUUAUGUUCAGUAGGGCACCGGGUUGGCACAGUGGCACUCUGUUGCAAAAUGUUUUGAAACAGGAAGCAAAGAUUAGUGUUCUUUAUCGGACGUGUUCAUCCAGUACCAUGCCAUUUCAAAACAUUUUUUUCUGUUUCCUGCCUAUUAGAAAUGUGUUCUGUUUCCUGCCUAUAACAUGUCUUAAAUCCGUCCAUGAGAUUCUUCAAAUCCGUCCAUGUUAUGUCAAGUGAUUUACCGUUGUAGCACAGCCUACUAGGACACAAUACAUCAAUGUCCACCUCUGGAGGUGUCAGCCAGAUCUGUCACCAUUUGGCUAGAAUGAUAUCUGCGUGUGUGUGUGAGACAUAGGCCUAAGAGGUUGUUGUGGUUAAAGGGAUAGUUUGAGAUUUUGUCAAUGAAGCCAUAUAUUUACUUCCCAAGAGUCAGAUGAACUCGUGGAUACCAUUUUUAUGUCUCUUUGUCCAGUAUGAAGGAAGUUAGAGGUCGUUUUUGUGAGCCAAUGACAACUAGAUUAGCGCAAAGACUGGAAGUCUUUGGAAACUUCCUCUAACGUCCUGCAUACUGGACGCAGAGAAAUAAAAAUGGUAUCCACGAGUUCACCUGACUCUGGAGAAGUAGAUAAAAGGCCAAAAUCCUGAACUAUCCCUUUACAGGGAUGAAAACUUGUCACUUUUCGUCGCUAUUUGCCGUUUUGAAUCCAAAAUAAGUAAUCCACAUAAAUCGUGAAGAUCUGUAAUUUAAAAAAAGAAUCUCACAAAGUAUUACCCAUUGAGCUAUAAUAGAGAAGUGCGAAUAGAUCUUUUUAUUUAAUUGUAUAAACCAUGUCAUGGGCCGUUUUAAACUACUCGUGGACCUUGAGUUUUUGGUUCGAUAACAAACGACCUUGUUUAGUCAUGUUACCUGGCUAGCUAGCUAACAACCUGGUACCUUGGCUAUGCACAUUUGGAUGGCACAGGACAAACUGAAAUGGGAUAGAUAGCCUACUCAAAGAGAUGCUUCAAAGGUAGGAUGCAUAUGCCUAAUCAAUGUAAUUCUAAGUAAACCUGAAUAAAAAUGAAUAGCUUUUUCUGGUGUUCCUUAAAUUUAAUUUGGUGCCUAAUCUUGGUAAUAAGUGAGUGAGCCUGAGUGUGUGGGUGAGGGAAGGAGGGAGAUUGUGUGUUUUUCCCCUUAAUGCCACAAUGAAAAUGCCGUUCAUUAUGCAUUUAAAAUUCCUUACUAGCUACAUUUCUCCUGCCCAAUCACAGGUAGGCAUUUUGAUAUGAGCAAAUCAGAUAUUUUCUGCAGUAGCCUUUUCUAUUAUACAGUAGAAAGUGACAUUAAAUUAAAUGUGUUGUGUUGGAUAGAGGUGUGAAUAUCAAAAAUUGACUUUUUGUUGAUUUACAGCCUGAAUUUAAAAUGGAUUAAAUUGAGAUUUUGUGUCACUGGCCUACACACAAUAUCCCAUAUGUCAAAAUGGAAAUAUGGUAUUCGAAAUGUUUACAAAUUAAUUAAAAAUGAAAUGCUAAAAUGUCUUGAGUCAAUAAGUAUUCAAUCCCUUUGUUAUGUCAAGCCUAAAUAAAUUCAGGAGUAAAAAUGUCCUUAACAAGUCACAUAAGUUGCAUGGACUCACUCUGUGGGUAAUAAUAGCGCUAAGAAUGAUUUCUGUACCCAACAGGGAGGCCAAUGGUGACUUUAAAACAGUUACCAGAGUUUAAUGGCUGUGAUAGGAGAGAACUGAAGAUGGAUCAACAACGUUGUAGUUACUCCACAGUACUAACCUGAAUUACAGAUUGAAAAGAAGGAAGCCUGUACAUAAAAAAAAAAUAUUCCAAAACAUGGAUCCUGUUUGCAAAAAGGCACUGAAGUAGAAUUGCAAAAAAUGUGGCAAAUAACUUAUGUCCUGAAUACAAGCGUUAUGUUUGGGGCACAACACAUCACUGAGUACCACUCUUCAUAUUUUCAAGCAUGGUGUUGGCUUCAUCAUGUUAUGGGUAUGCUUGUCAUCGGCAAGGACUAGGGAGUUUUUUAGGAUAAAAAAAAAAGAAGGAAUAAAGCUAACCACAGGCAAAAUCCUAGAGGAAAACCUGGUUCAGUCUGCAUUCCAACAGACACUGGGAGACAAAUUCACCUUUCAGCAGGACAACAACCUAAAACACAAGGCCAAAUAUACGCUGGAGUUGCUUACCAAGAUGAUAUUGAAUGUUCUGAGUGGCCUAGUUACAGUACCAGUCAAAAGUUUGGACACAUCUACACAUUGUAGAAUAAUAGUGAAGACAUCAAAACUAUGAAAAAGCACAUAUGGAAUCAUGUUGUAACCAAAAAAGUGUUAAACAAAUCAAAAUAUAUUUCAUAUUUGAGAUUCUUCAAAGUAGCCACCCUUUGCCUUGAUGACAGCUUUGCACACUCUUGGCAUUCUCUCAACCAGCUUCAUGAGGUAGUCACCUGGAAUGCAUUUAAAUUAACAGGUGUGCCUUGUUAAUUUGUGGAAUUUCUUUCCUUCUUAUUGUGUUUGAGCCAAUCAGUUGUGUUGUGACGAGGUAGGGGGGUAUACAGAAGAUAGUCCUAUUUGGUAAAAGACCAAGUCCAUAUUAUGGCAAGAACAGCUCAAAUAAGCAAAGCGAAAUGACAGUCCAUCAUUACUUUAAGACAUGAAGGUCAGUCAAUCCGGAACAUUUCAAGAACUUUGAAAGUUUCUCCAAGUGCAGUCACAAAAACCAUCAAGCGCUAUGAUGAAACUGGCUCUCAUGAGGACCGUCAUAGGAAAGGAAACCCAGAGUUACCUCUGCUGUAGAGGAUAAAUUCAUUAGCGUUACCAGCCUCAGAAAUUGCAGCCCAAAUAAAUGCUUCACAGAGUUCAAGUAACAGACACAUCUCAACAUCAACUGUUCAGAGGAGACUGCAUGAAUCAGGCCUUUAUGGUUGAAUUGCUGCAAAGAAACCACUACUGAAGGACACCAAUAAGAAGAAGAGACUUGCUUGGGCCAAGAAAAACAAGCAAUGGACAUUAGACCGGUGGAAAUCUGUCCUUUGGUCUGAUGAGUCCAAAUUUGAGAUUUUUGGUUCCAACUGCCGUGUCUUUGUGAGACGCAGAGUAGGUGAACGGAUUAUCUCCGCAUGUGUGAUUCCCACCGUGAAGCAUGGAGGAGGAGGAGGAGGAGCUGUGAUGGUGUGGGGGUGCUUUGCUGGUGACGCUGUCUGUGAUUUAUUUAGAAUUUAAGGCACACUUAACCAGCAUGGCUACCACAGCAUUCUGCAGCGAUAUGCCAUCCCAUCUGGUUGUGCUUAGUGGGACUAUCAUUUGUUUUUCAACAGGACAAUGAACCAACACACCUCCAGGCUGUGUAAGGGCUAUUUGACCAAGAAGGAGUGUGAUGGAGUGCUGCAUCAGAUGACCUGGCCUCCGCAAUCACCCGACCUCAACCCAAUUGAGAUGGUUUGGGAUGAGUUCAAAUCAACAAUUUUUUGUCACAUGCGCCGAAUACAACAGGUGAAAUGCUUACUUACAAGCCCUUAACCAACAAUGCAGUUUUAAGAAAGGAUACCCCCAAGAAUAGUCUGGAUAGCCAUUUGAUUAGACGUUCAGGAGUCUUAUGGCUUGGGGGUAGAAGCUGUUUAGAAGCCUCUUGGACCUAGACUUGGCGCGCCGGUACCGCUUGCCGUGCGGUAGCAGAGAGAACAGUCUAUGACUAGGGUGGCUGGAGUUUUUGACCAUUUUUAGGGCCUUCCUCUGACACCGCCUGGUAUAGAGGUCCUGGAUGGCAGGAAGCUUGGCCCCAGUGAUUUACUGGGCUGUACGCACUACCCUCUGUAGUGCCUUGUGGUCGGAGGCUGAGCAGUUGCCAUACCAGGCAGUGAUGCAACCAGUCAGGAUGCUCUCGAUGGUGCAGCUGUAGAACCUUUUGAGGAUCUGAGGACCCAUGCCAAAUCUUUUCAGUCUCCUUAGGGGAAUAGGUUUUGUCGUGCCCUCUUCACGGCUGUCUUGGUGUGCUUGGACCAUGUUAGUUUGUUGGUGAUGUGGACACCAAGGAACUUGAAGCUUUCAACCUGCUCCACUACAGCCCUGUCGAUGAGAAUGGGGGCUUGCUCGGUUCUCUUCUUUUUCCUGUAGUCCACAAUCAUCUCCUUUGUCUUGAUCACGUUGAGGGAGAGGUUGGUGUCCUGGCACCACACUGCCAGGCCUCUGACCACCUCCCUAUAGGCUGUCUUGUCGGUGAUCAGGCCUACCACUGUUGUGUCAUCGGCAAACUUUGUGAUUGUGUUGGAGUCGUGCCUGGCCAUGCAGUCAUGAGUGAACAGGGAGUACAGGAGGGGAAUGUGCACGCACCCCUGAGGGGCCCCCGUGUUGAGGAUCAGCGUGGCGGAUGUGUUGUUACCUACCCUUACCACCUGGGGGCGGCCCGUCAGGAAGUCCAGGAUCCAGUUGCAGAGGGAGGUGUUUAGUCACAGGGUCCUUAGCUUAGUGAUGAGCUUUGAGGGCACUAUGGUGUUGAACGCUGAGCUGUAAUCAAUGAAUAGCAUUCUCACUUAGGUGUUCCUUUUGUCCAGGUGUGAAAGGGCAGUGUGGAGCACAAUAGAUUACAUCAUCUGUGGAUCUGUUGGGGCGGUAUGCAAAUUGGAGUGGGUCUAGGGUUUCUGGGAUAAUGGUGUUGAUGUGAACUAUGACCAGCCUUUCAAAGCACUUCAUGGCUACAGACGUGAGUGCUACGGGUCGGUAGUCAUUUAGGCAGGUUAUCUUAGUGUUCUUGGGCACAGGGACUAUGGUGGUCUGCUUGAAACAUGUUGGUAUUACAGACUCAGACAGGGAGAGGUUGAAAAUGUCAGUGAAGACACUUGCCAGUUGGUCAGGGCAUGCUCGGAGUACACGUCCUGGUAAUCUGUCUGGCCCUGCGGCCUUGUGAAUGUUGACCUGCAUAGAAGUAAUUUAGCUCGUCUGGUAGGCUCGUGUCACUGGGCAGCUAUUUUGCAAGCCCUGCGACAUCCGACGAGUGUCGGAGCCGGUGUAGUACGAUUCGAUCUUAGUCCUGUAUUGACGCUUUGCCUGUUUGAUUGUUUGUCGGAGGGCAUAGCGGGAUUUCUUAUAAGCUUCCGGGUUAGAGUCCCGCUCCUUGAAAGCGGCAACUCUACCCUUUAGCUCAGUGCGGAUGUUGCCUGUAAUCCAUGGCUUCUGGUUGGGGUAUGUACGUACAGUCACUGUGGGGACGACGUCAUCGAUGCACUUAUUGAUGAAGCCAGUGACUGAUGUGGUGUACUCCUCAAUGCCAUCAGAAGAAUCCCGGAACAUAUUCCAGUCUGUGCUAGCAAAACAGUCCUGUAGCUUAGCAUCUGCUUCAUCUGUAAGCAGGAAUCAGGAGGAUAGAAUUAUGGUCAGAUUUGCCAAAUGGAGGGCGAGGGAGAGCUUUGUACGCGUCUCUGUGUGUGGAGUAAAGGUGGUCUAGAGUUUUUUUCCGUCUGGUUGCACAUUUAACAUGCUGGUAGAAAUGAGUUAAAACGGAUUUAAGGUUCCCUGCAUUAAAGUCCCCGGCCACUAGGAGCGCCGCCUCUGGAUGAGCGUUUUCCUGUUUGCUUAUGGCCGUAUACAGCUCAUUGAGUGUGGUCUUAGUGCCUGCAACGGUUUGAGGUGGUAAAUAGACAGCUACGAAGAAUAUAGAUGAAAACUCUCUUGGUAGAUAGCUUAUCAUGAGAUACUCUACCUCAGGCGGGCAAAACCUCAAGACUUCCUUAGAUAUCGUGCACCAGCUAGGGCGGCAGGUAGCUUAGUGGGUAAGAGCGUUGUGCCAGUAACCGAAAGGUCGCUGGUUCUAAUCCCCGAGCCGACUAGGUGAAAAAUCUGUCGAUGUGCCCUUAAGCAAGGCACUUAACCCUAAUUGCUCCUGUAAGUCGCUCUGGAUAAGAGCGUCUGCUAAAUGACUAAAAUGCAAAUGUAAAAAUGUUUACAAAUAUACAUAGACCGCCACCCCUUGUCUUACCAGAGGCUGCUGUUCUAUCCUGCCGAUACAGUGUAUAACCCGCCAGCUGUAUGUUAUUCAUGUCUUCGUUUAUCCACAACUCGGUGAAACAUAAGAUAUUACAGUUUUUAAUUGUCUCGUUGGUAGGAUAUUCGUGCCUGUAGUUCGUCCACUUUAUUAUCAAGCGAUUGUAAAUUGGCCAAUAGUAUCGAUGGCAAAGGCAGAUUAGCCACUCGUCGCCGGCUCCUUACCAAGCACCCAGAUCUCCUUCCGCGAUAUCUCCUUUUCUUUCUACUGCGAAUGACUGGCCCUGUCGAGUGUCUGGAGCAAAUCCCUCUCGUCCGACGCAGAGUGAAGGAAAAGCAGCCAACAAGUGUUCAGCAUAUGUGGGAACUCCUUCAAGACUGUUGGAAAAGCAUUCCAGGUGAAGCUGGUGGAGAGUGUGUAAAGCUGUCAUCAAAGCAAAGGGUGGCUACUUUGAAGAAUCUCAAAUAUAAAAUAUAUUUUGAGUUGUUUAACACUUUUUUGGUUACUACAUGAUUCCAUAUGUGUUAUUUCAUAGUUUUUAUGUCUUCACUAUUAUUCUACAAUUUAGAAAAUAGUGAAAAUAAAGAAAAACCCUUGAAUGAGUAGGUGUUGUAAAACAUUUGACUGGCGCUGUAAAUCGGCUUGAAAAUCUAUGGCAAGACUUGAAAAUAGCUGUCUCGCAAUGAUCAACAAUCAACUUGACAGAGCUUAAAGAAUUUCUGGGAAGAAUAAUGUGCAAAUAUUGUACAAUCCGGGUAGGCCAGGUGUGCAAAGCUAAUUGCUGCCGAAGGUGAUUCUAACAUGUAUUAACUCAGGGAUGUGAAUACUUAUGUAAAUGAGAUAUCUAUGUAUUUCAUUUUCAAAAAAGUAGCAACAUUUUCUGCUAACAUGUUUUAUCUUUUUCAUUAUGGGGUAUUGUGUGUGGAUGGGUGAGAAAUAACAUCAAUUGAAUCCAUUUUAAUUCAGGCUGUAACACAACAAAGAUGUGGAAUAAGUCAAGGGGUAUGACUACUUUCUGAAGGCACUGUAUAGAAAAUGAGAACAAACCCAGUGGUAUCAUGAUACUACUUGUUUUUGUGAUACUUGGCCUGGUAUCACGUCGUUAGCAAAAUGUUGGUCAUGUGACAACCCCACUCUGCAAAUAGGCACAUUUUCCUGCAGUUUAUAGAUUUUUUGGUUUCCGCGCCCAUUCUUUUGUCAUCUUUUUGGGCCCUCACCAGUUUGCAUCCCUGCCUUUAAUAACCCAGUACUGUCCUCUCCGCAGAGUGCUGCUAUGGCAUCCUGGUGUGUGGUAUUAACCCAGUACUGUCCUCUCUGCAGCGUGCUAUGGCAUCGUGCAGGUGCCCACUGGACCCUGGUUCUGCAGGAAGUGUGAAUCUCAGGAGAGAGCAGCCAGAGUGGUGAGUCUGACCAAUAGAGUAACAACACCGUAUUCUCAGCACUGUGUUUUAUGGUACAGUUUCCGCAAAUAUUUAGCUGGUACUUUAUAGGAAAUUAUGUUAUUACUCUCUGGUAGUUACUUCAAAGAAUUCAACGCAAUUGGCAACUACCUGGUAGCAAAGAGUACCGUGUGGUGCUUAUAUUAACGAAUCCAAAACAAGUAGUACAUUGGUUAUUACAGUGUAAAGUUACACCUAGGCAAUAUCUGAAAGAGCCAGUCAGCCGUGGAAGCAUCAGACAUGCCUAUGAACCCCAGAGUAUAUUUCUCAAAGGGGGAAAAAAACAGCAUCUUUUGCUUGUACUUUCCUCAUCCUGGCUGUAGAAACAGUUAAACAGUGCGGUCAUACUCGCUUGUGAUAUUGUGUGGACGAAAAUUGGCGGGAAGAGGAUUUUCUUCUUUUUUCUUCUGAGGGAUGGCAGGCAUCCUGUGGGAGGGGUGGAGUAGCUGGCGUGAAAUGGGCACGACUGGAGGGAUACACACACACACACAGGAAAGGGAAACAGUCUUGGGCAGUGUGUUUGUGUUUUAGUAGAGGCUGAGGCUUGGUGCCAACUAGGCUCUCCCUUUCUCAUAGUAGUAACCACACAGUAUGACAGAACUGGAUGUGGGAGCUAUGGCAUGGAAUCCGACUUACACCUAUUUGAUAGUGUUGGAUCAGUGAUUACCAAAAAUACUGGGUGUGUAAGAUAGUAGGGUACAUGCUUGCGAGUGUGUAUACGGUGCCUUCAGAAAGUAUUCACGCCCCUUGACUUUUUCCACAGUUUGUUGUGUUACAGCCUGAAUUUAAAAUAGAUAAAAUUGAGAUUUUUUUUGUCACUGGCCUACACACAAUACCCCAUAUGUCAAAGUGGAAUUAUGGUUUUAUAAAUUUGUACAAAGUAAUUAAAAAUGAAAAUGUGAAAUGUCUUGACUCAAUAAGUGUUCAACCCUUUUGUUAUGGCAAGCCUAAAUAAGUUUGGGGGUAAAAAUGACCUUAACAAGUCACAAGUUGCAUGGACUCACUCUGUGUGCAAUAAUAGUGUCUAGCAUGAUUUUUGAAUGACUACCUCAUCUCUGUUCCCCACAGGGAGGCCAAUGGUGACUUUAAAACAGUUACCAGAGUUUAAUGGCUGUGAUAGGAGAAAACUGAGGAUGGAUCAACAACAUUGUAGUUACUCCACAGUACUAACCUAAUUGACAGAGUGAAAAGAAAGAAGCCUGUACAGAAAAAAAAUAUUCCAAAACAUGGAUCCUGUUUGCAAAAAUGCACUAAAGUAGAACUGCAAAAAGUUGUGUUUGCAACAAGAUAGUGUUUGCAACAAGGCACUAAUUUUAUUUGAUUUAUUAGGAUCCCCAUUAGCCGACGCAAAUGUCGACAGUUAGUCUUACUGGCGUCCGACACAUAACGAAAAAUAUAUUACAGACAAAAUACUUUACAAUUGACAUACUACAUGAACAUGUAGUGUGUGUGUGUCUAUCAGUUCCACAUACAUGUCAGGACAUACACACAGAGAAAGGUCACAUGCGGGAGAGGCGUUGUGCCGGGAGUUUUUUGAAACCAGGUUUGCACAAUAUAAGAUGGAAGUUCCAUGCACUCAUGGCUCUGUAUAAUACUGUAUGUUUCCUUGAAUUUGUUCUGGACCUGGGGAAUGUGAAAAGACCACUGGUGGCAUAUCUGGUGGGGUAAGUGUGUGUGUCAGUGCUGUGUGUAAGUUGACUAGAUGCAAACAAUUUAGAAUUUCCAACACAUUAAUGUUUCUUAUAAAAUCAAGAAGUGACGCAGUCAGUCUUUCCUCAACUCUUAGCCAAGAGAGACUGGCAUGCACAGUAUUAAUAUUAACCCUCUGAUUACAAUGAAGAGCAAGACAUGCCGCUUUGUUCUUUGCCAGCUGCAGCUUCACUAGGUCCUUCUUUGCAGCACUUGACCAUAUGACUGUAAUCAAGAUAAGAUAAAACUAGAGCCUGCAGGACUUGCUUUGUGGAGUGGGGUGUCGAAAAAGCACAGCUUCUCUUUAUUACGGACAGACCUCUCCCCAUCUUUACAACCAUUGAAUCUAUAUGUUUUGACCAUUACUGUUUACAAUCUAAGGUAACACUAAGUAAUUUAGUCUCCUCAACUUGUUCAACAGCCACACCAUUCAUUACCAGAUUCAGCUGAGGUAUAGAACUUAGGGAAUGAUUUGUACCAAAUACAAUGCUCUUAGUUUUAGAGAUGUUCAGGACCAGUUUAUUACUGGCCACCCAUUCCAAAACAGACCGCAACUCUUUAAGGGUUUCAGUGACUUCAUUAGCAGUGGUUGCUUAUACGUAUAUGGUUGAAUCAUCAGCAUACAUGGAAACACCUGCUUUGUUUUAAUGCCAGUGGCAGGUCAUUGGUAAAAAAAAAAAAAAAAAAGGUUUUACUGAGUUACAGUUCAUAUAAGGAAAUCAGUCAACUGAAAUAAAUUCAUUAGGCCCUAAUUUAUGGAUUUCACAUGCCUGUGAAUACAGAUAUGCAUUGGUUGGUCACAGAUACUUAAAAAUAAAAAUAAAAAAGGUAGCGGCGUAGUUCAGAAAACUGGUCAGUGUCUGGUGUGACCACCAUUUGCCUCAUGCAGCGUGACACCUCUCCUUCGUGUAGAGUUGAUCAGGCUGUUGAUUGUGGCCUGUGGAAUGUUGUCCCACCCCUCUUUCAAUGGCUGUGCGAAGUUGCUGCAUAUUGGCGGGAACUGGAACACGCUGUCGUACACAUCGAUCCAGAGCAUCCCAAACAUGCUCAAUGGGUGACAUGUCUGGUGAGUAUGCAGGCCAUGGACAUUUUCAGCUACCAGGAAUUGUGAACAGAUCCUUGUGACAUGGGGCCGUGCAUUAUCAUGCUGAACCAUGAGGUGAUGGCACCACAAUGGGCUUCAGGAUCUCGUCACGGUAUGUCUGUGCAUUCAAAUUAACGUUGAUGAAAUGCAAUUGUUUGUUGUCGUAGCUUAUGUUUGCCCAUACCAUACCAUAACCCCACCGCGGGGCACUCUGCUCACAACGUUGACAUAGCUGGUCUCAUGAUCCCGCAGGUGAAGAAGCCGGAUGUGGAUGUCCUGGGCUGGUGUGGUUACACGUGGUCUGCGGUUGUGAGGCCAUUUGGACGUACUGCCAAAUUCUCUAAAAUGACGUUGGAGGCCGCUAUUGGUAGAGAAAUUAACAUUCAAUUAUCUGGCAACAGCUCUGGUGGACAUUCCUGCAGUCAGCAUGCCAAUUGCACUCUUCCUCAAAACUUGAGACAUCUGUGGCAUUAGGUUGUGUGACAAAACGUCACCUUUUAAAGUGGCCUUUUAUUGUCCCCAGCACAAGGUGCACCUGUGUAAUGAUCAUGCUAUUUAAUCAGCUUGUUGAUAUGCCACACCUGUUAGGUGGAUGGAUUAUCUUGGCAAAGGAGAAAUGCUAACUAACAGGGAUGUAAACAAAUUUGUGCACAAAAUCUGAGAGAAGCUUUUUGUGCAUAUGCAAUAUCUGGGAUCUUUUAUUUUAGCUCAUGAAACAUGGGGCCAACACUUUUCUUUCUCUAGUGUACUUGAACAUCUAUGUCAAGAUCUGAAAAUGGUUGUCUAGCAAUGAUCAACAACUAAUUUGACUGAGCUUGAUGAAUUUUUAAAAGAACAAUUGGCAAAUUUAGCACAAUCCAGGUGUGGAAAGCUCUUAGAGACUUACCCAGAAAGACUCACAGCUGUAAUCGCUGCCAAAGUUGCUUCUACUUAUGCAAAUUAGAUAUUUCUGUAUUUCAUUUUCAAUACAUUUGCAAACAUUUCUACAAACAUGUUUUCACUUUGUCAUUAUGGGGUAUUGUGUGUAGAUGGGUGCGAUAAUUUGUUUUAUUUAUUCCAUUUUGAAUUCAGGCUGUAACACAACCAAAUGUGCAAUAAGUCAAGGGGUAUGAAUACUUUCUGAUGGCACUGUAUAUCUGUUUGUGUGUAAUUGUAUGGUAAAGAGUUUUGCUAAAGGCCCAUGUCUUCUUCCGUCCUCUCUCUUUCUCUGCAGAGGUGUGAGCUGUGCCCCCACAAAGAUGGCGCCCUCAAGAGGACAGAUAACGGAGGUAAGAAUCAUCUAUCUAGGAUAAUGUGUUGUGUGUAA